AAAUAUCGAGUCUUUAUAUCAUUCUAACUACGGAUACAUGCAGUAUGCUACCGCAGAGUAUUGCGAGGACCAGUAGUUCAAUAUAGAGAUAUGAUCUAGAAAAGCAGAAAGCAGCUCUCGGAAACAGUCAUCUUGUCUCAGGAAUAUUUUGUAGGAAAAUUAAUGAUGAGGUACUAAGGGGUCGUUUGGAAGUUGAGAUUUCAAGUGAGGUAUUUAGCCAAUACAUGUAAUGAUAAGAUUAAGUCGUUUUUUUGGUUCAAUUUGAGUUAGAAUGCAUGUAUUACCUUUUUCCUGGCCCACCCACAAUCACUCAAAAUGAAUGAUUGUCAAUCUCUACAAAAAGUAGAGAUUGUUAACAAGGGAUUGUCUACCCUACUUUUUGCUCAAUCAUUAUCUUUCCAAACAAGGUAUUUUCCUAAUACAUGCAUUGAAUCAAUACAUCAAAUAAUAAUACAUGAAUUGAUUAAAUGCAUCUAUUUGGAGAAUCUCAACUUCCAAACAUGCCCUAUGUUACAAGAACUAGAGGCAUUGAACUGUAUAAUCUUAAUUUUGUACUGAUCGUAGUCCGUAGAUAACCGAGUGUCUCAGGAAGGAAAGAUUGCUUAUUUGGGCUUUCAACUUGGGAGUAGAUGGGCCGAUGGGAUGAGCCCAAUCAAUUAACAGGGUUGUGACUUGUGAGAGGAAGGUACAAAGCUUCCUGGAAGUGGAAGAAAAGCAGGCACCACCGAACCGAGUCACCGACGUACGGAACUCAACUGUUGUGGCGGAAUACUAUCUAGGUAAAUGGCCAUCUCUCCCUCGUUCGUUUCCUCUUUCUUUUUCUAGGGUUUCUGCUUCCACCGUCGUUGGCCUCCUCUGAUCGCGACGGGUUGUUUACCAGUUUAUGCGACAGAGCAAGCGAGAUGGCGGCCAAGGAAGACUAUCGAAUUUUCGUCGGGGGUCUGGGCUGGGACAUGUCUGAACGUCAGCUCGAGACCGCCUUUAGCCGCUUCGGCAAAAUUAUCGACUCUCAGAUCAUGGUGGAAAGAGACACAGGACGUCCCCGGGGGUUUGGAUUUAUAACCUUUGCUGAUCGUCGGGGAAUGGAAGAUGCCAUCCGUGAGAUGCAUGGGCGGGAACUUGGGGAUCGGCCCAUUUCUGUGAACAAGGCUCAACCUAAGAUGGGAGAAGAUGUUGAACCGGGUUACAGGGGAGGAGGCUACUCUGACAAUCGCUAUAAGGGAGGAGGCUACCCAUCUGGUGGUGGAAGGGGGGGACGCUAUGGGGGAGGAGAUAGGCAUGUUGGACAAGAUGAGUGCUUUAAAUGUGGCCGGGCCGGGCAUUGGGCUCGGGACUGUCCAUCAUCAGGUGGCCGAGGAGGUGGUGGCGGUGCAUUCCCUUCACGCUCUAGGUUUGGUGGCCCUCCUGCCGAUCGUGAGGAUCGCUUUGGAGGAGAACGUGACCGGUACAUGGAUGACCGCUAUGAUGGUGGGCGUUAUGCUGAUAGGGACCGCUUUGAGAGCAGAGACAAAUAUGGUACCCGUGACCGCUUCGCCAGUGACAGGUAUCCUCCUGCUGGUGACCGCUUUCUAGGCGACAGGUACGCUGGUGGUUCAGAUCGUUUUGGUCAGAAUGGGUAUGGCAAAGACAGUGCGUACGAGAGGGAUGCAGGGCCACGAGGAGGCGGUGAUAGGUAUGCAAGUGGAGGACCAGCACGCAGCGAGAGGAGCUACAGGGAUAGACCAGGACCCUUCGACCGUCCAAAUAGCCGGGGAGGGCGAUCCUUUGAUCGCUACUGAGACAAUGCUAUGAGGGAUGCUUUCCUUUUGGCGUAGUAGGUGUUAAUCGGGUCAGAAUAUUGUAGGCUAAUUAUCCCUUUGAACUGUUGUACGUGAUGAGAUUGGACGAAAGGUUUCCAUGGAAGAGGUUCGAGUUGUCAUCCCUUUGAGUCAUGUGGAAGUUACCGAGAUGACUGUCGUGUUGUAUUGUGCUCUUGGGUUCAACUUUGUUAGAUGUCUUAGUUAUUGGCUGCUGUCUGCAGUUUACAUGGAAGAGGUCCGAUUUAUUGCGAUUCAGUCCAGUUAUUGUCCAUUUGUUUUCUCUUCUUAGCAGUGGCAACCUGCUUGUUUUGAUGUUUGAUGGAUGCAACGACGAACGAGCUGUUAAUACGUAUAUUAGACGAAGAAUCGGUAAUACCGGAAAGGUAGAAAAUUUGAUGAUUGUGCAACUCGAAUAAUCAAAUCUUUCCUAGUAAGAAACAGUUGACUAGUAGAAGAUACUAAAACACAUUGCGUCUCUUUCAGUGAAGUGUUUGUUUGUUCUUCCUUGCAAAACUACAUCAGACUAUAGGAUAAUAAGGAUAAGAGACACUAAUCAUCUGCGUUCCUAUCUUCUUGCAAUGACUUUUCUUUGUUGUGUGAAACUGCUUAGGUGAGAUUUCCUUUUCAAGUUAUAUAUGGGUCCUAACUCCUACGCAUACGAAUGAGUCGUCGUCUGAAAAGUCAGAGCACAAAUCAUUGCUCAAGAAAUGCUUGCCAUAGCGUAUCGGCCUUGUUAUUGUCUCGUUUUUCCGUUGUUUAAUUUGCUUUUACUUUCUGCAGCUGCAAAUGUAGAAAUUUAUUUGAUGCCAUGGAGCUUCCGGCGUUGACUGGUACAGUAUUGCUACUGCUUGCAUGCAUGUGCCGUAUUAUUAUAUAUAUAUAUUCUCUUCGGACUUAUCUAUUAUGUAAAGGAAUUAUAGGAUAAUUAAUAGAGUGAUGCUGAUAAUCAGAAACUUAUAUAUGAUAUAAAGUAUUCGAUUCAAACUUGCUCCAGCUCAGUGGUGGAGAAGUUAUUUUAUGAUAUAAAGUAUUCGAUCGGACUAUUAUACCUAAGGCGGCAGAAGAAGUGAUGCUAAGUAGAUAAGAAUUAAGGUUUCGAUUCACACACAGAACUUUCACUUACUAGAAGAUCAUUCUAGUUCAGAAGAUUGACAAUGCACGACCCGACCCAUAAAUAGACAUUUGAUGUUAUGGGAUGCACAAUAUUUUGCAACAUACAGUCAUCAUUUCUUCUCUUGUUUUCCCUCCACUUACAAUGCCAAGUAUAUUGUGUAACCAGUUAAGCAAAUCUCAUUUUGACACCUUAAGUAUGAGGAAUUUUACAAUGCUAUAUAGCAUUGGUGAUAUAGAUUUUUGCCUUUUAUGGCACAACUUGAAAUUGUACCUUCAACGUUAUGAAACAACUUCAUAUUGUACCUAUAUUAUAUUAACGACCAAGCUUUCUUUAGUGGUUCUACCUCUAAUCUUCAACCCAGAGAUUCAGAUUCAAUUCUCUUAAGUAAGCAGCACGUCACACUGAAAUUAAGAAUUUAUAUCACCUUCAUGAAUACAUUAUAAUAUACGGUUAAUAUAUUUGCAUUGGUCUCAACAUUCCACAUAAUAAACAUCCCGAUCAAUUUUUUCAAUCUAUAACAUCAUGGCCCAAACUAUACAUCAAAGUUAUGAAAUUGACUCGUUUUUCUUUUUCAUUUUGAACCCAAAAAAGGAAAAAAUUAAUUCACAAUUUUCUUUUUUCAUUUGAAAAUGUGAAUUAAUUUUUCCUUUUAUUAUUAUAAAUACUUGUCUUUUUCUAACUAUCAAGUAAUCUAAUGAAUAAAAACAACAACGAGAAAAAAAAAAACUACAAAAAUGGAUCUGUGGUUCUAGGUCGGCCAAAAUCCCAAAACAAGAGUCCCCUAAUAAUUGAACUCCAUCGAUAUCAAUAAAGGGCAGGCAGGCAU
Linum trigynum is the source of this 3739-nucleotide messenger RNA. The record is from the annotation of a GenBank genome assembly. NCBI's taxonomy places the organism in Eukaryota, Viridiplantae, Streptophyta, Magnoliopsida, Malpighiales, Linaceae.